GUUUAUGUUGGUAGUAGCAAUGUCUAAACAAUAUGGUAGACGGUGGAUUCGUAUUCUGUGUUUGUUUUUUAUCAUUUUGCAGAGAAAAGUGGGUUAAUUGAAAUUUAUCAAUAAGAAUUUCACUCGGAAAUUUGCUCGUUCGUUCGUCGUAAGUAGCCUUCGCGUUAAAAUGAGUAAAACAGUCAGUGGCAAUGAAGAUUUGGACGACAUAAGCAUGACUGCCCAAGAAUUACACAUUUUAUCUGAGCUCGACAGUCGUCAGUACGGAUAUUUGCUACUAAAUCAGCCUGAGAAUGCCAAGAAGAAAGCAUUAGUCCAAAAGGCGGUUAAAUAUUUACAACUUAUGCUAAUACAAGCUCGUAAGAAUCAAAAGGAGCAAAAUGAGAACGAGCCCAGCAAUUUCCAGAGCAAGCAGAUCAGCAUUGACCCGAAAACUUGGGUUAAAUUGGGACAUUUCCAUUUGUUGUUGGAGGAGUACCAUAAAGCUUUAUCAGCUUAUCAACGGUUCUACAAAGCCCAAGCAGAAAAUCACUGGCAGAAUACCACAUUCCUCUACGGUCUUGGGUUGGUCUAUUUUCACUACAAGUCCUAUCAAUGGUCUGUGAAAGCGUUCCAGCAACUUUUAUAUGUGGCGCCAGGGUUCCAACGAGCAAAUGAAGUCCAUCUAAGAUUGGGUUUGAUGUUCAAAGUUACCCAUGAGCACGAAUUAGCACACAAGCACUUGCAAUUGGCUCUAGUUGAUGCUAGCCCAUGUUCAACGCCUAAAAAUAAUAUUCGAUUUCACAUCGCACACCUAUUCGAAAUCCAAGGAAAGGUGAAAAUAGCCAAAGAGAAAUACGAGACUCUGUUGAAAGACAAGACAGUAACUGCUUCUUUGAAGUCAGAAAUUUUUCGUCAACUUGGUUGGCUUUAUCACAGUCAUGAAUCCCUCGGUGAUAAAAAUCAACGAAUCCCAUUAGCGAUCAACUGCCUGCAAAGGGCAAAUGAUGCAGAUCAAUACUCGAAUGGUCAAACCCUCUAUCUCCUUGGUCGCUGCUAUGCAUGUGUAGGGAAGGUCCACGAUGCCUUUAUUGCCUACAGAAAUUCAGUAGAAAAGUCUGAAGGUAAUGCUGACACUUGGUGCAGCAUAGGUGUUUUAUAUCAGCAACAGAAUCAGCCUAUGGACGCUUUACAAGCCUACAUUUGUGCAGUACAGCUUGAUAAAUGCCAUUCGGCAGCUUGGGCGAAUUUAGGGAUUUUAUAUGAAAAUUCUCUGCAAGCCAGAGACGCAUAUGCCUGUUACUCGAAUUCACAAGCUGGUUUGAACAGCAAAGGAAUCGCUGAGGAGCCCUUGAGCACCAAAUCAGCAAAACUGAAUUCCACAAGCGUGGGUAUGAACCCACACUUAACCCAAAGGAUAAAUUUUCUUCAAACGCAUCUAGCCAACGCUCCAAUGCCUAGUGUAACGUCACAAAGAAGGCAAUUGCUUUCUAUUGAAGAAGCUUGGAAUCUCCCAAUAUCAGCUGAGAUGUCGUCGCGACAGCAACAACAGCAACCCCAGCAAGGAGGUAGAAGUUCGGGGCAGCCCUUUCAGAAAGGUUACGGUCAGAAUGGGGCGCCUCAAGGACCUCCGCCUCCGUAUCCUGCCCCUAGUCCCAAUACAGGAAAACGAUUUAAAAUAGAACAAGAUCAAAAGAACUCAUCAAAUUCUAAUCAACCAAACUUUAUGCUAACGCAACAGCAAAUAAACCUGUUGACUCACCUGCAAGCGAAUGCAGCUACAUUAACGCAACCCCAGCAGAACCUCAUGAGGCAAUUGCAACAGCAACAUAAUUUGAUGCAACAGCAUUUGAGGAGUCAGGCCAAUCAAGGCCAAACUAGGCCAUUAGUACCUCCAGUCAAUGCUGGACCAAGAGGACCUGCUUCCCCGUUUGGAAACGCCAUGCAAUUGGGCGCUUCUUUAAACACCAAAAAUUUUGCCUCCAGCACCAACCUGAACGUGACAUCGCAAUUUCUUCAAGGACAGCAACACGAUCUGGAUGUGGAAGCUGAAUUAAAAGAUUUGCUAUCGCAAAAAGACCUCGCCACAACCCUGGCAGAAAACCUACUGAAACAUUUUGGAUCUGAUGAAAUGGAAGAGGUCAAGGAGGAGCCUGAUUCUACAACAGCAACUGCUUCAGGGACUUCUUCAAUUGCUAUAGAUCCAGCUAUUCAGGUCAAACCAAGCACCCUAUCUUCUGGUCCGUUUUCACCUUCUAAUAUGGAAAUGAAAUUGGAAUCACCGGAUCACAAGAAACGGAGGAAUAAGUCCCCAACUCAAGACAGUGUUCUAAUCGUUAAGUCGGAGCCUCCUUGGGACUUUGAGGCGUCGGCUGAAAAGAAGUUACAUAUUGAGUAUAGUAUUGAUAUGACUGCAGAGACUAUAAUUCAGCUAUGCAAAAACGAGGUAGUCAAUGGAGAGAUAAACAGUUCCAUUAUUUCUGACACGGCGCCUCCUCCUUCACCUCCAGAGCCCCCUUCUGUUAGACUCACUCAUCAGCAACUCACACCGCCUACACCUUCGGUUUACUUAGAUAAUAAAAAGCACGCAUUUAGCCCUCAACUGCAGGAGUUCUGCCUAAAACACCCAAUAGCAGUUAUUCGAGGUCUGGCGUCUGCUUUAAAGCUGGAUUUGGGCUUGUUUUCGACGAAAACGUUAGUGGAAGCUAAUCCCGAUCAUAGCGUGGAAGUGAGGACGCAGAUCCAACAACCUUCCGAUGAAAAUUGGGAUCCACAAACUGGUAAAAAAGUUUGGGCUUGCAUUUCUCAUCGUUCGCAUACCACUAUUGCGAGGUAUGCUCAGUAUCAAGCGUCGAGCUUCAAGGAGAGUUUAAAGGAGGAGCGUGAAAAGACGCAAACAGGGGCAGGAUUGUCGGAUUCCGAUUCGAAAGACGCACCUUUCUGCGGAGGAAAGCGACGGAAAGCCACCACAUCAGUAGCAUUAUCGUCCGUAACCAAAGUCCUAAAGGAACAUAAAACCCUCAAGUUUGGCACAAAUGUGGAUUUGAGUGACGAGCGCAAAUGGCGUCCUCAACUUCAGGAACUUAUGAAACUACCUGCUUUUGCCAGAGUGGUAUCGGCAGCCAAUAUGUUGUCGCAUGUUGGCCACGUAAUUCUAGGGAUGAAUACAGUUCAACUGUAUAUGAAAGUACCUGGAAGUCGCACACCUGGCCAUCAAGAAAAUAACAAUUUCUGCUCAAUUAAUAUUAACAUUGGUCCAGGUGACUGCGAGUGGUUUGCUGUUCCUGACUCAUAUUGGGGUGCAAUUUGCAGACUUUGCGAACAAAACCAAAUCAACUAUCUACAUGGAUCGUGGUGGCCCGUUUUAGAUGAUCUCUAUAAAGCCAAUAUACCAGUAUAUAGGUUUGUGCAAAGGCCUGGAGAUUUGGUAUGGGUAAAUGCCGGAUGCGUCCAUUGGGUGCAAGCUGUAGGUUGGUGCAAUAAUAUAGCUUGGAAUGUUGGCCCUCUGACUGCAAGGCAAUACCAGUUAGCUAUUGAGCGAUAUGAGUGGAACAAACUGCAAAGUUUUAAAAGUAUUGUUCCAAUGCUACACCUCUCGUGGAAUCUUGCAAGGAACAUUAAGGUUUCGGACAAGAAACUGUUCGAAUUAAUUAAGAAUUGUUUACUGAGGACGUUAACGAAAUGUAGUCGAAUAUUAGAGUUUGUUAAAGAUAGAGGAGUAGAAGUUAAGUUUCACGGGAGAGGAAAAAAUGAGGCGUCUCACUACUGCGGGCAAUGCGAAAUCGAAGUGUUCAACAUAUUAUUUAUAAGAGAACAAGAAAAAAGACACGUGGUGCAUUGCAUGGACUGUGCACGAAAACAAUCGCCCAAUCUAGAAGGUUUUGUUUGUUUAGAAGAGUAUAAAAUGCUAGAACUCUGCGAGGUUUAUAACAAUUUCACUUUACAUAACAGCGCCCCAACAAAUUCUGAUUCCUUUAGGCUCAUGUAAACUUAAGUAAAUUAAAAUACAACCUUCACUGCCACUUGUAACUGAUGUACAACUAUUAUUAGGUACGUUUUGCUUGUUAUUUAAGUGUAAAAAAAACAAAAGUGAUAUUCGUAUAAGGAAAAUUAUUGUAAUUUUUAAAGUGUAUAUAAAAUGUGGAUAUUUUCAUGGCUUGACAAAUUACAUCAAUUACAAAGAAAUAGUUCUUGCUUCGUAGGGUAUAGCUAAACCCAAAAACAGUGAUCUCAAAUAUUUAGUUGAAUUCAAUUUGUAAAUAAAUUUAUAUAAUUUAUUUUACCAUUGUAUUUACAACAUUUCUGUUAAAUAUUCAGAUUAUAUACUUUAUUUAAAUGUCGUGUAGCGCUAUUGUAUUGUGUUCCUUUAUUUAAGUUAAUAUUUAUUAUGUGAACUUAUUAAUUGAACGUACAUUUAAUACUUUGAAGUAGAAUUAUUAUUUGCACUUAUUAACUGUAGGCAGAUUUGAAUGGGUUAUUUUUUGGUGUUUUAUACACUGCCAUUUUGUGAUAAAAAUACUGCCCGACAGACAAAAUUUCUCAUAGCUGGGGCUGAGGUAUCACAUUUCCCACUCCUACGUUAUUUAACAUAACUUCUUUACUUCUUCUAGAAUGUAUCUAAUUUAGUUUAGUGAAUAUUCCGGAUUUAUUUAUUGUAUUACCAUUGUAUUAUUGUAACUCCCAGUCAUACCAAAUCAGCUGAAUAUAUAAUAUAUACAUACAGUUUCAAUCUUCAGUUUAUCUGCUAAAAUUGAAACUAUAUUUUUUCAAGUACUCAGCCCUAGUUGCUAGAUAAAGCCUGGGUUAACUGUGCCUUCAGCUAUAAUAAUUGUGGGAUACGUCCCAACACAGGUUAAGAUAUAAGGUUCAUAUUUUUUGCAUUCAUGACCAAAUUCGACGUCCUGAGCGUCCAAUGUACAUAUAUAAUUAGGUAAAAUCUGAAAAGAAUUAGCUCAAUUUUUGUAUGUAAUUUCUAAUGAAUCAUAGGUAUUUUAAUGAAAAGUGUUGUAUCAUUCUUAUAAAAGUCUGAAUUCGAUUGUGUUUUGUCUAGAUUCUAAUCAGUAAUUGUAGGUUGUAUUGACAUUCAUAUAACUAAAUUUCAAUAAAAGAACAUAUAAAACUUA
Messenger RNA from Dendroctonus ponderosae (mountain pine beetle), 5102 nucleotides. It is a transcript of the gene Utx, whose product is annotated as lysine-specific demethylase 6A. The record is from RefSeq and is a predicted model, not a curated record. The transcript has 15 exons. The coding region runs from base 170 to 3967 and encodes 1265 amino acids. Gene Ontology annotation, molecular function: histone H3K27me2/H3K27me3 demethylase activity; protein binding; RNA polymerase II cis-regulatory region sequence-specific DNA binding. Gene Ontology annotation, biological process: regulation of gene expression. Lineage: Eukaryota; Metazoa; Arthropoda; Insecta; Coleoptera; Curculionidae. Gene Ontology annotation, cellular component: MLL3/4 complex.